Zerene cesonia (dogface butterfly) is the source of this 1625-nucleotide messenger RNA. Its product is annotated as putative leucine-rich repeat-containing protein DDB_G0290503. Bases 105 to 1616 code for a protein of 503 amino acids. The transcript has 12 exons. NCBI's taxonomy places the organism in Eukaryota, Metazoa, Arthropoda, Insecta, Lepidoptera, Pieridae. The record is from RefSeq and is a predicted model, not a curated record.
AAAUGUGAAUUCAUAAGCAAAUUUUUUGGUUAUUAUUAGUUAUUCUUAUAUUUUUAAUAAGGGAAUAUAGAAACUGAAUUAAUUAUGAAUAUAUUUUAUUCAACAUGGAAAGUAAUACAGUCGAGGCAUUACAAUCAGAAUUGGAUUUCUAUAGACAAAACCAAUCAGUAGUAGAACAAGAGAUAAGAAAGUUAAUAACUGAUAAUCAAAAGCUUUCUCAACAAGUGGGAUCUCUUCUGAAGGAAAAGUUAGAAUGUACCCAGCAGUGUUUUGACAACGAUCUGAGUAGAGAGGUGGAAGAAUUAAAGAGACAAGUAGCAUUAUUGACAAAGGAAAGAGAUUCAUUGCACGUAUUAUGGCAGACAUCUCAAAAGACCAUAGAAGCAUUGGAUACAGAACUGAAGGCAUACCAACAUUAUGAUAACAGAUUGGGAAAGCAGCUUAACUACAAAGAUGAAAAUCGCGACUUGGAAUUGAAAUUAGAAACAGCACUUGCUGACUAUGUUGAAUUGGAAUCAAAAUACAAGAAAAUAAUUUCGGAAAGAAAUUUUCUUGAAACUGAAUUAAAAAACAAAGAAAAAGAAAUAGCCACUUAUAAAGAGAAAUGUAGUAACUUAGAAGUGUCGUUGGAAAAUCAAAGAAAAACGCUAGAUGAGUUGAAAAUAAAUUCAAUAGCUGAAAGGAAAAAUAAUGAGGAUAUAAAAAAUCAACUUGCAACUUGCCAAAAAAAUUGCAUCGAACACGUGAAAAAGGAAACAGAAGCGAAAGCAAAGGUAGCAGAAGCUCUACAACUUUUCGAUACUGUAAACGUUCAAAAGAAUGAAGCAAUGAGAAAAGUCUCGGUACUAACAGAGGAAUUAACAAAGGUUAAACAAUCAUUGGCAGCGGUAAAGCGAGACGUGGAAAUGGAUUACAAGACCGAAUUAGAUGAAAUCAAAGAUAAGUACAAUGAAAAAGUAUCAGAUAUGUUGGGACACGUAAGAAAUUUAGAUAUGGAGUUGGUCGAGAAAGGAUUGUUACUAAAUAAAGCUUUACGGGAAAUUAAAAUACUGCAAGCAGCAAACGAAAGCAUCGUGGAACAGCAAAAUGAAAAUGCCAAAACAAUCGAUCCGAAGUUGGCGGUGGCAGAGCAAAAACUCGAUGCUGUGUUCCAAGAAUUGGUAACAUCGGAACGGCGGAACAUACAAUUGGUUUGUGAAAAACAAGGAUUAGCGAUGGACAUUCAAAGGAUUCAGGACGCCUACGCAAGGGAAACUAAACGAAGGGAUUGGGAAGAGAAAUUGUUGAAGACACAAUGUUCAGAGUUGAAGUUACAAGUGGAACACCUCCAAAAGUCUCUGAACGAAACGCAUGAGAUGGUAAAUAAAUUGCAAAGCAUGAUGUCAUCUCGAACGGAGCUUAGCGAAAAAAUGGUAUCAACAAAGGAAGAAGAGUUAACGGAGUUAAAUAAACAUUUGGAGAAUCAAAUGGAACUGAACAAAAAGUGGAGAGAAUCCUAUGUGGAUAUGAAUGAAAAAUUAAAGAAGAAGUUAGAGGCUUUGUAUAAAGAGAAUAAAGAUUUACGCACCCAAAUGAACUUGCCUCACAGUAGCUCCACAGAUAGUAUUGCUAGUUGAUAAAAUAUA